GAAGGAAUUGACAUUUACCUUCUCACAAUUUUAAAACAUUGAAAAUUGAAUAAAAAACGAACAUGAAAUCUAAAUACAUUGGAGCGGGUAGCGGUAAAAAGGCCUAUGUUGCUGCCGGUGCCACAACCAUGGGUUUAUUCCUCUUCAACUACCUGCCGAACAGCUUUGGCCUGGAAUACUACAAAGACUUCCUGCAAUGCUAUAAAAAUGGUGAACCGGUGAAAAUAUCACCAAAAAUCCUGGAAAGAUUUGAGAGGGCAAAGGAAAUAUGCGGCUUGGAGGCACACGAACAGACGCUAGUGAAACCAUUUUCAGUAUUUGGUUUUGAAGUAUCAUUGGUGGGAUGUACCAAGACCAAAUUUGGUGCCAUUGUGGGCAUUCCGGCGAAUUUUGAAUAUGACAGUGUCAACGAUAUAAAACGUAGUGAAAUACGUUUUCGUGAUCAAGCAAUCGACUGGAAAUCGGAAAGUGGUAAAUACUUGGAACAGGCACUCAUCCUCACCGAAGAAGAACAAAUAUUUGCCUUUUGCAAGGCAUUGUUGCAGGCCAAAAGCAAUUAUGUGCUAAUGAACUCGUUGUUUCCAUCCUUGUCGUUUCUAACCGUGUACACGGUAGGCAGUUAUUUGAAUUCAAGUUUGGGUCUCUUGGCGAGGCCGUUUAGUUUGCGUUUUGUUAUGUACACAAUUUUGGGCCUGUUUGGUCUUGGAACCUGGUGUUUUAUGAAAGACUUCAAUCAAGUGUCACUCGAUGCUGAUAUUGACAAGGAGUUGUCCGCCAAAGGUGAACGUUUUGUCCAGGCCGGAGUUAGUUACUACGACAAGCAGUUGAAGAAAAAUGUUGCCUUGAGAAAUCUGUUGAAAGAUGACACCUUUACGGCAAAUGGAAAUGUUAAUUAUCUAUUGCGUCAAAAAUCAUUACCACUAACAAUAAGAAAAUCAUAUUUUGAGGAAAAGUUACAAGAAAAUGUUACUGCGACGAAUUAAUAGAGAAUGGAAAAGAAUACAAUCUUGCUAUGGAUCAUUAGUUGGUCUGUUUCAGAACUGCAAGAAUGUAAAAGUUUUUACUACGAUGACCGAUUUUCCCUUUGUGAUAUCGGAAAAAAAUUCAAAACUAGUAGGUUCUUGCAGGUUUUGGAACAGACCAAUUGUUGGUUAAAAAUGAAGGUAGAGAUUUAUUUUUGUUUGGAUUCACUAACUUAUUGAUCAGAUUAUAAUAUCUAAAGAGUUUAACUGUCAUUUCCAGAGCUUCCAGCUGAAUUUUCUCAAAAUGCCUAGAAAUAAAUCAACCUUAAAAAAUGUCCAUAGUAAGUCUGUUUGUUUUGGGUUCCCUAGUCAUAAAAAGUUUUAUAAUUCCCUGUACCCCACGAAUGUACAAUAAAGUUGUUAACCAUUAAUGUUUACCAAA
This is a messenger RNA of Musca domestica (house fly), 1404 nucleotides long. RefSeq names its product transmembrane protein 177. The coding region runs from base 63 to 983 and encodes 306 amino acids. Lineage: Eukaryota; Metazoa; Arthropoda; Insecta; Diptera; Muscidae. The record is from RefSeq and is a predicted model, not a curated record. The transcript has a single exon.